AUGGCUACUGCACAAUCGGAAGAACUCUAUAAAUCUUUCUUAACCAAAGACGAUUUUUUUGGAUAUGAAGAUCCAGAGAAAUAUGCCAAAUAUAUCCCCAAAUUAGAAGCAUACAGACAAAGAUUGGCCGAUGCCAUUCCCAAGGAAUUGGCUACAACUUUACCAAAACCAAGGGAUGAGUUGAUUGCAGAGCAAUUUGAUGCUGUUGAUUACUUGUACAAGGCUAAAUUGUUAUCACCAAAAGAGUUUGAAAUUACCGAUACUCCUGCUGCUACUUUAUUACAGAAUAUUGCUUCUGGAAAAUGGACUUCUGUCGAGGUGUUUAAGGCAUUUGCUAAGCGUGCUAUUUUGGCUCAUCAGUUUACCAAUUGUGCAAUGGAGUUCUUUGUUGACGAAGGAUUGAAAAGAGCUGAGGAAUUGGACGCAUACUAUAAAGAGCAUGGCAAAACUAUGGGUCCCUUACAUGGAAUGCCCAUAUCGGUGAAAGAACAUGUUGCAUAUAAGGGAAAACCUUUACAUGCAUGUUAUGUUGGAUUAAUCGAUAAUAUUGCCACUGAAGACUCUGUUGGUCUCCAAAUUAUGAAAAAAAUGGGUGCUGUAUUCUAUGUUCGAACUUCCCAACCCCAAACACUUAUGCAAUUAGAUUCAGGUAAUAACUUUACUGGGUUGACCAAAAAUCCAUUCAACUUGUUGUUAUCCAGUGGUGGCUCGUCUUCGGGAGAGGGUGCACUUGUUGCAUUUGGUGGAAGUGUUAUUGGUCUUGGUUCCGAUAUUGGUGGCUCGAUUAGAGCCCCCGCUGCAUAUUCUGGGUGUCAUGGUUUCAGACCAACAACUAGAAGAAUUUCGUUAAUGGGAGGUGCAUCUGCUCUUGGUGGGCAAGAAUCUGUACCUGCUGUAGCUGGACCAUUUGCUAGAACUGUUGAUGAUAUUGAUCUUUGGAUGAAACAUUAUAUUAACGACGGUAAGCCAUGGGACUAUGAUACCUGGUCAAUUCCCAUGCCUUGGAGGGAAGUUACAAAGCCAAACGCCAAAGAUAUCACCAUUGCAGUGAUUAGAGAUGACGGAUUGGUGAGACCAUCUCCACCAAUCAGACGUGGAUUAAAUGAAGUUGUCUCCAAAUUGAAGGCUGCUGGAGUAAACGUUAUUGAAUUUACUCCACCCAAUACAAAAUUGGCGUAUGAAACUAUCAACAAUAUGUAUACAUGUGAUGGUAACUAUAAGCAGCGUGAAAUGUUGGCUGAAAGUGGGGAACCAUUGACCAAAUUGACUAAAUGGAAUUUGAAUUUCGGUCAAGGCUCAAAACAUUACACUGUUUAUGAAAAUAGAUCGUUGAACGUUAUUAGAGAUGAGUUGAGAACUGAGUAUAACGACUAUAUGGUUAAGAAUAAAGUUGACUUUAUCUUAUCGCCUGCUUACAACAACGUUGCACCACAUUCAGAAGAGGUGUACAACUGGUCAUACACGGCAUUGUUUAACAUCUUGGACUUGCCAACAUUGGCUUUCCAAACAGGGUUGAGACAAGACCCAGAGUUGGAUGUAUGGACAGAAGAAGACAAGAAGCACGUGUAUAGAUCAGAUUUGGAACAAUUAGAAAAUGAAAACUACAAGCCAGAUGAGUUCAAGGGUGCACCAAUUGCUUUGCAAUUGAGUGCAAGAAGAUACUUUGAUGAAGAAGUUAUAGGUGCUGGUAAAUUGAUUGUUGACGAUAUUUUGAAAGUCGACUUGCUUAAACAGUAA
Messenger RNA from Lodderomyces oxycetoniae, 1737 nucleotides. RefSeq lists its product as uncharacterized. The record is from RefSeq and is a predicted model, not a curated record. The transcript has a single exon. NCBI's taxonomy places the organism in Eukaryota, Fungi, Ascomycota, Pichiomycetes, Serinales, Debaryomycetaceae. Bases 1 to 1737 code for a protein of 578 amino acids.